Molecule: messenger RNA, 845 nt
Organism: Betta splendens (Siamese fighting fish)
Lineage: Eukaryota; Metazoa; Chordata; Actinopteri; Anabantiformes; Osphronemidae
Gene: sec61b
Product: SEC61 translocon subunit beta
Exons: 4
Coding region: 164-457 (97 amino acids)
Biological process (GO): intracellular protein transport
Cellular component (GO): Sec61 translocon complex
Source: RefSeq, a predicted model, not a curated record
UGGUCUUAUAGUUUGCAGUCGUGUCCUUUUUAGACAAGCGUCAGCUUUGCGGGACCUUUUCUGAAGUUUAAUUCACGCCGACUUGCUUGCUGUUCAUUUGACGUGGACAUUAGGUUGAAGAGGGUUUCGGAGUUCUUGCUCUCAUCGAGACGAAUAAAGUAAAAUGCCUGGACCAGCAUCAAGCGCUACCAACGUUGGGGCAUCUAGCCGUUCCCCCAGUAAGACGGUGGCCCCUCGGCAAGCAGGCUCCACAGUCAGACAGAGGAAAGCAACCAGCAGCAGUACACGCAGCGGUGGCAGGGCCACAGGAUCAGCAGGCACUGGUGGCAUAUGGCGCUUCUACACAGAAGACUCACCAGGCCUCAAAGUCGGCCCAGUGCCAGUGCUGGUGAUGAGUCUGCUCUUCAUUGCUUCGGUCUUCAUGCUGCACAUCUGGGGAAAGUAUACCCGCUCUUAAGCCUCACCUCGUGACCUCUGACCCUGCGCCUCAGCUUCUUAACACAUUGGCUCUGGACCAAACAAUAAGAAAACAUAAACUUAGUUUCCUACUACCAAUACAACAUACAGACAAAUAACUGGAUGAGCAGCUGUUUCACGUGAACAUCUGAUUGGAUGAAUGUGAGGAAGCUACGCCCGGCCUCCUCAGAUGUGAUCUGUGUGUGUAUGUCCAUUCUUUCAAACAACCGUUUAUGUCUCCCCUCCACUGCAAGAUUCAGUGCAGUGCUCAAAGACAUUGUUUUCAUGCCCCCAGCAAAUGUCUCCUUGCAGCCUGAAUUACAUUUUUUAAGUGGAAUUUGUACAAAAUGUGAUUAUAAUGUGUACAAUUAAAAAAAAAAGUAAAAUCA